ACAGGCGGACCCGCCAGCUCGGAUGGCGGCGGCGGCGACCUCUCCACCGCCCGGGGCUGCCCUGCCUCCUUUCCAAUUCCGCUCGCGGCUCGAAGGCCCGGAUUGGCGCCGCCUGAGCGCCGUGGAAGUGGACCGCGUGGCGGCCGAAGUGAACGUUGCGGUGCUACAGGAGCACCUGGAGCACGUCACCUUCUGCAACGCCGGCCGCGAACGCUGUCCUCACUGCCAGGGCCCCGCCGACCCGCUGCUGCUGAAGCUCCUGCGCCUGGCCCAGCUCUGCCUCGAGUACCUGCUCCACUCCCAGGAUUACCUCAGCGCCCAACUCCGCGCAGGGCAGGAGUUGCUCCGCGCCGCCGACGCUCACCGCGACCUGCUGGCCAAGGAUGUGGCCCGCGGGGCCCAGCAGAUCCGGCUGCUCAAGGAGGAGUGCAAGCGCCGCAAGAAGAUGAUCGCCACCCAGCAGAUGAUGCUCCAGGCCGGGGCCACCUAUCACCAGUGUCAGUUUUGUGACAAAGCCUUUAUGAACGCUUCUUUCCUGCACAGUCAUUUGCAGCGUCGCCAUUCAGAAGAACCAGUCACUGCAGAUCGGAAGAAAAAAUCACAUACUUAUAAACUGCAGGAGGAGAUCAACGAACUGAAAGAGCAGUUACAACUUACCAGGUCUCAAUUAGAAGCUGAACAACAUGCCCAUGUAGUCAAACUGUCUAAGGAAUAUGAAGAUCGCCGAUCCAAAGAGGAGGAGAUUCGGCACUUAUUUCACAAAUGGAAAGACGAAGAAAAGGAGAAAUUGGCCCGUGAACUUGAGAAGGUGAAAGAGAUGUUUAUGAAGGAAUUUAAAGAAUUAACUGCAAAAAAUUCAGAAUUAGAAAAUCAUUUGCUAGAGGUACAAAAGUCCAACCAACAUCUGAAAUCCAAUUUAGGCACUUUAAAAGAUACCGUUGAAUUAACAGAUGAGAAACAUCGGAUUGCUGUGGAUCAUCAGAAUGUAAUGCAGCUUCUUGAAAAACAGGAAGCUAAGUGGUCUUCUAAGGUACAAACGCUUCAAGAAGAACAUGAAAAUGAAAAGCACCAGCUCACAUCUCAAAUUGAGAAGCUUAAAGCAUCAGUGGCUGAGGAACUGAAUAUGAGCAACAUUUUCUAUCAGAAGAGACUAGAAGAACUAGGACAAAAGCUGCAAGAACAAAAUGAUCUUAUUAUUAUCCAGAAAAAUCAGAUAGAAAAACUGGCUUCAAAAAAACCAGUAGAAAACUUAAAGUUAUCUGAAGUGAAAACUUCAGCACAAAAUGUUCAACCCAAAUCAAGCCCAUCAUCCAUGCAUGAUUUUGGAAUUGAAGCAGAAAAUCAAUCCGUUCUCCCAGCUGUAAGACUGUUAUCAAAAGAGCGUCCAGAAUCUGCUGUCCAAGAACAGGCCCUUUUGGUACACAUGCUGGAGCCCAUAGAGGAGCUUCCAGAGAAUGAAAAAGAAAUAGAAAAGCAAGUGCCCCAAAAAGGAAAGAAUACAUCUCACGUGAUAAAGACCUUGAAGAGUGAUCCUUCAUUAACUAAAGAGCUGAGAACUGUUUUGGAGCAGACCCUAGCAGAAAAGUUGGAAUCCUUGGGAAUUAAAUCCGGAGUACAUGGCAUCCCAAGUGAUCAUCUGAACAGAGUCUUAAUAUCUGUUGAGACUGCUAGAGAAGAGAGAAAGAAACAAGUGCCUGACAUUCAGCACAUUCGAGAGCAACUUGAACGACAAGUCAGUUUCAGAGUUGCUGAAAAAUCAUCUUGCAGCAGAUUUCUUUCCAACCCUCAUCUUUCUUCAGAAGCUAAACACAGGACAACUCGCUUAGGAACUUCAUUACCAACCGUUUUUCCCAGGCCAGUAAAACGUUCUUCCUUUGCCAAACAUUCACCCGUGCAAAGAACUUUGCCUGCUGAAAACACUUCGACCCCAAAAACCAAGAAGAAUAUGUUGAAGGAUGACGUUUCUAGAAAGCCACCUAGUACGGUAACUUCUCCAUUUAGCUCAGAAGAGGAAGUGGAGGAAAAUGACAUCAGGCACUCCUACAUCUCACCUGAAUUAGCUCUGCAUAAGGCAUCCAAGGACCACAGCAAAGACAAUUUGCCAAGAUUUGCAUAUCGGAGUGAUGUAAACAUCCCUGAAGAUGAAGUAGAUCUUAAGCCAUCCAGAAGCUCUUUACUUCAAAAUGAGAUGGAUGAAAUGGAGAAGUUUCUUUUGAGCCAAAGAAAGGAAAGCAAAGAAAUUGGAGGAAUGAAUGGUGGUUCAUCAUCUAUUCAUGCAUGUGCCCAGGAAGUAAAGUUUACAGAUAUUGAAGAUGAGGAUGACUGGGAUUUAUCAUCUCUGGAAGAUGAAAAACCUUUGAAAAAUGAGAAAAAUAAGAAUGUACGUGCUGUUGAAAAGAAUGAUCCAGGUGCUGCGUCAACGACCCAUGAAGGGGGAAAACCAAUAAAGGAUGAAGGACGUCAAGAUGCAGCUAUCUCAAGCUCACUGAAAAGCAGCUUGGUCACUGUUACAGAUUGGAGUGACUCUUCGGAUAUUUGAUUGUGCAAGGAGGUUUAAUCUGAUUUCUGUCCUUUUUUCUUACGGUGCACUAACAAGGAACUUUUCUUUACAAAAUUGUGUCCAAAGUUUUACCUUUUAUCAAACGCGAGCUUUUAAUUACUUCCAGCUAGUUCUCCUGGAAGAAGUGGCUAAAAGUGUUUUAUCAAUUAAUACUGCUUUAAUACUUUUUUAAAAAAAUCAACACAUAUUUAAAUCAUACAAAGACUUUAUAUAAACUUAAUUCUACUUUCUUGCUUUUCCAACAUCUAGGACGACAAAAAAGUUGGAAGCAGUUGGAUUUGUUUUGAUUCCUGGCACUUCCAUGCAGCUCCUAUCCUGGACUCUCUUGCUCUCUGCAUCACUGCCAACUUUCAUCCUUGUUGCUUUCUGGGUUGGAGGAUGAGGAGGAAGAAGAGUCACUCAGGAAGGGAAUUCCCAGGAGGCAAGAUAAAACAGGCAUUCCACCAGUGAGACCCAUUAUCAAUCAGAAUAGAGCUGGAUGUCAGCCUCUGCUUCGCUUGCUUGCUAUCGGCUGCCAUAGAAAUGGGGGGGU
This is a messenger RNA of Thamnophis sirtalis, 3092 nucleotides long. The record is from RefSeq and is a predicted model, not a curated record. NCBI's taxonomy places the organism in Eukaryota, Metazoa, Chordata, Lepidosauria, Squamata, Natricidae.